AUGCAAUGUAAACCUUUCAAGUGGUACAUUGACCAUGUCUAUCCAAGUCUGGAAACAUGGGACAACAUCUUGGGUUAUGGUGUGUUGCAGAACACGUUUUUUAAGCGGUACUGUGUGGAUCAGGGAGCCCUUCCAGGAAACAUCCCAGUUUUGUAUGAGUGCCACUUCCAACAACCACAGCACUGUUACUACACCACAGACAAUGAAAUCAUCAUAGGAGGCCUUAAAUCUCACAAGUAUAACAAUAACCGCUGCCUGGUGGAUCCAGGCUCUGGAAGUCUCCCCACUCUGCAUGACUGUCCCAUGGCAAAGCUGAACCACUUACACAUGCACUGGGACUUCACACAAGGCCAAGCAAUCAGGAACAAGGAAACCAACAGAUGUCUUGAGAUCGCUCAGGGGGAAAGCUUUGACUAUCAACUCAUCAUUCAGCAGUGCAGCCAGCAGAGCUGGACGAUUCAGCAUCUCGUCACAAACUUCUAG
Nematolebias whitei (Rio pearlfish) is the source of this 483-nucleotide messenger RNA. Its product is annotated as probable polypeptide N-acetylgalactosaminyltransferase 8. The record is from RefSeq and is a predicted model, not a curated record. The coding region runs from base 1 to 483 and encodes 160 amino acids. NCBI's taxonomy places the organism in Eukaryota, Metazoa, Chordata, Actinopteri, Cyprinodontiformes, Rivulidae. The transcript is spliced from 4 exons. Gene Ontology annotation, cellular component: Golgi apparatus.